Messenger RNA from Cladophialophora immunda, 2800 nucleotides. RefSeq lists its product as uncharacterized. Gene Ontology annotation, biological process: nucleotide catabolic process. The coding region runs from base 548 to 2443 and encodes 631 amino acids. The transcript has 7 exons. NCBI's taxonomy places the organism in Eukaryota, Fungi, Ascomycota, Eurotiomycetes, Chaetothyriales, Herpotrichiellaceae. The record is from RefSeq and is a predicted model, not a curated record. Gene Ontology annotation, molecular function: hydrolase activity.
UCGUUCUGGCAAUAUUCCUUAUGAUAGCGAAGAGCCGAGAGAAAAUGGAAGCAUGCAUGACUGCAACCAGCCGCUCAAGCUGCCCUGCUCAGGCCGCACAUCCGGGGCGUGGUGCCUCUCUGGGUCAUCCAGAUGCCAAGCCAGAGACGUCGAUGCGGUGUUGAGGUGCCACAGUUGAUGCCUUGGCCUGCACAGGGAGCUCCUUGUUGCUCUAUCUCGACCACGAUUCACUACUGCCCACCUCAAGAAUCCAUCCAGAAACGGACUCCAUGCACCUUGGAAACAAGGCUGAGUGAGGCUCACGGGAGCACGCUGGCAUUAUGUAAGCCUUGUCGGUGCAAAAGACCCCAUUUGGAUAUCGCCCAUGCAUUCUUCCAUCCUCCGCCGCUCCUUGACUCAAUCCUUAUCCUUCCACCGCUUCCGAAUGCUGAGAUUUGGUGGACUACCUCUUGUAUUCUCACAUCACCUCGAAACCCUCCUCCGUUCUUCGCAUUCUACACCUCAGCUGGCCGUGAGCAACGUUUGGGCUCGGAUGACGUAGCGGAGAAUGGAAGAAGCGGUUACUUACACCGCUGGCGACACAUCCACCCCACCAGAUCUUCGACUCUUACACUUCAACGACGUCUAUCAUCUCGAUGCCUUCUCGAGAGAGCCAGUGGGCGGUGUGACCCGCUUUCAGACUGUCUGCAAUGACUACCGCCACAACGAACGCUUCUCAGGUCAACCUGACUUGAUCACGCUCUUCUCUGGAGAUGCCUUCAAUCCCAGCUUGGAGAGCAGUGUCACAAAAGGGAGUCAUAUGGUACCGAUAUUAAAUCGGAUAGGAACCCAGGUCGCCUGCGUUGGUAACCACGAUCUCGAUUUCGGCGUCAAACAGUUCCGUAGCCUUGCGCGACAAUGCACAUUUCCUUGGUUGUUAGCCAAUGUCUUGGAUCCACAACAUGGCCCGGACGUGCCUCUCGGCAAAGCAAAGAAGACCCUCAUGCUCACCUCUUCCAAUGGCAUCAAGAUCGGAGUGAUAGGUCUCGUUGAACGUGAGUGGUUGGAUACCAUCAACUCUCUACCUCCCAACUUGAUCUACAAAUCCGCAUCCGCAACCGCUAUAGAACUGGUGCCAAAGCUGCGCGAGCAAGGCGCGGAGAUGAUUAUUGCGCUCACCCACCAGCGAGAGCCGAACGACAACAAGCUCGCGGAAAAGACGCCAGAAGGCCUUAUAGACCUAGUGCUUGGUGGACACGACCACUAUUACCAACACUCGCUGAUCAACGGAACCCAUGUUUUGCGGUCUGGGAGCGACUUCAAGCAGCUUAGCUAUAUCGAAGCACGACGGCGGCCCGGCAGCGACAAAAAAUGGGAUUUUCACAUUGUGCGGCGGGAUAUCGUGUCAGAUAUUUCCGAAGAUGAACAGAUGAAACAAGUCGUCGACGAGCUGACGGCAUCCCUGAAGGACAAACUGGAAAAGCCGCUGGGGUAUACUGCCGCUCCCCUGGAUGCGAGAUUUACCACAGUGCGACUUAAGGAGUCCAACAUCGGCAACUUUGUUUGUGAUCUGAUGCGGGCUCACUACAACGGCGAUUGCUGCCUCAUGGCGUCCGGCACCAUCCGCGGAGAUCAAAUAUAUCCGCCAGGAGUUCUGCGAUUGAAAGACGUCAUGAACUGUUUUCCAUUUGAAGACCCGACUAUCGUCAUCCGAGUCACAGGAGCUGCUCUACUUGCCGCUCUCGAAAACUCGGUGGGUUCGUAUCCUGCUCUUGAAGGCCGCUUCCCUCAAGUCUCCAAUAUUGCUUUCGAAUUCGAUCCAUCACUGCCACCACUCCACCGGAUAAAGUGGACCAAGGUUGGUGGUCAGCCACUAGACCUAGAAAGAAAAUACGUCCUUGUCACACGAGGGUACAUGGGCAGAGGCAAAGACGGGUACGACUCGUUGCUGGUCAAAUCGGAAGGGGGCGAGGCUGAAGAAAUUGUCUCGGAAGAGAACGGCAUCCUCAUCAGCAUGAUGCUCCGGCAGUAUUUCAUGUCUUUGAAGAUCCUCGGCAAGUGGAAGCAUUGGGGCAAAAGCUUGAGUCGGCAUUGGGAUGCCAUUCACGAGGAUUUGCACGAAACGCACCCCGUGGUGGAGCCAAACCUCGACGACUUGGACGAGAAUCAGUUGAAGCGAAUACAUAGCAAGACAGGCACGACCACUCCCCUUGAUGACUCGGAAGAUGAAAGCAACCACCGCGUGCGAGAUUAUUCGGAUCUGUUGAGCGAGCGAGAAUCUCUGAUCGCGAGGAAGGUGACGCGGAAAUGGCGCCGUCUAGCAGGUGUGCGGCACGAGGCGGGAUGUGUAGAUCCCAUGGACGAAGGCGAGUUCCAAGUUGACUGGACAAGGGCCAUUGCGCCAAGACUGGAGGGUCGGAUUAGAAUGGUCAAUGGGGCGAAGGCGGCAGAGAUCAAGUCAUAGCGACCGUGAUAAUUUGGUGGUGGUGGUGGUGGUGGUGGCAGAUGCUCGAGAGAAGUGGUGGUUGAGAGCAUUUCGCAUGUAGAGCCGCCUCGUUAGUGAAUGGAAUGGCGGCCAAGAGGGACUUUGGGGGUGCUGAUUCCGCGGGGACGAGUCAAGCCCUGCGCCUGGGCUGUCAGUGCCUGUCAGUAGUGCCUGGCGGUGCCUGUGUACCUGGCGAGCCGGGCCCAAUCCUGGCAGUUUGAGUCGGUAGAAAGAUUCCACAGGCCCCCCCAAGACUCCAAGGGGAAGGAUGGCCCAAAGGGGAAAGAAACAGCGAGAGCGAUGCUAAUGCACGGCCCGUGAUUGGCUCACUGCCCG